This is a messenger RNA of Hordeum vulgare subsp. vulgare (domesticated barley), 1355 nucleotides long. RefSeq names its product heat stress transcription factor C-1b-like. The coding region runs from base 399 to 1106 and encodes 235 amino acids. Lineage: Eukaryota; Viridiplantae; Streptophyta; Magnoliopsida; Poales; Poaceae. The transcript is spliced from 2 exons. The record is from RefSeq and is a predicted model, not a curated record. Gene Ontology annotation, biological process: regulation of transcription by RNA polymerase II. Gene Ontology annotation, molecular function: DNA-binding transcription factor activity; RNA polymerase II cis-regulatory region sequence-specific DNA binding. Gene Ontology annotation, cellular component: nucleus.
AACGCUUUACACCCGGGCACCACACGUGUCCCGUACGCGACAAACACCGAAUCCUCUCAAAAAUCUCGCACUACCGGUGCGGUGCCACAUCACCGCGCAAAUCAGAUGGCGCCUCCAUUUGUUACCGCCACAGAGCAUUAACCCAAACACCCGCCAUCUGUUGCACGCUCCGAGUCCGACAAUCGACAAGGUCGGCACGCACAGAGUGAGCUACUAGGAGUAGAUACUUUCUCUCCUUUAAAUCGUCAGCCCGGAAGCGAAAUAUCUGCGCCCGCCUACACACACACACACACACGCACGCAUAGGAUAGGAGUGACUCCCCACAGAGAACAAGCCCACACCGAGCAGAGAGCAGGAAGAGCGAGCGGCUUCCUUAUCCGGUUGCAGCUUCGUCGUCCAUGGGAAGCGAGUGCAAGGGCCACCAGCACCAGGACGACGGCGGCGUCGCGCCGUUCGUGGCCAAGACGUUCCACAUGGUCAGCGACCCGGCCACGGACGCCGUCGUGUGCUGGGGCGGCGCGAGCAACACCUUCCUCGUCCUCGACCCCGCCGCCUUCUCCGACUACCUCCUCCCCUCCUACUUCAAGCACCGCAACUUCGCCAGCUUCGUCCGCCAGCUCAACACCUACGGAUUUCGCAAGGUCGACCCGGACAUGUGGGAGUUCGCGCACGAGUCGUUCCUGCGCGGCCAGGCGAAGCUGCUGCCGCUGAUCGUGCGCAAGAAGAAGAGGGCCGGCGCCGGGGCGGCGGGGAGGGAGGUGUGCGAGGAGGAGGAGGAGGAGGUGCGGGGGACGAUCCAGGCGGUGCAGAGGCUGCGGGACGAGCGGAGGGGCAUGGAGGAGGAGCUGCAGGCCAUGGACCGCAGGCUCCGCGCGGCGGAGAACCGGCCGGGCCAGAUGAUGGCGUUCCUCGGCAAGCUCGCGGACGACCCGGGCGUGGUGCUGCGCGCCAUGGUCGCCAAGAAGGAGGAGCUGGCUGCAGCCGGUGCCGGCGGCAUGGAUCCAAGACCAGAUAAGAGGAGGCGGAUCGGGGCCGAGGCCGAGGAGGCAGCACAGAGCAGGGCCGUGCCGUUCCCCUUCUCUAACGCGGGACACGUGUUCUACUAAUAGACCUUGAGAGUGGAGAGUAGAUAGAUAGGUGUACACGUGUGAUGUUUUGGUGUUUAUAUGUAUGUGUAUACGUAUGUAUUUCUGUGAAAAACAACAAAACUGUCCCUUUUCAAAAUGCUGGCGGGGUGGGAUUUCGUGGCAUGGAAAAGUUCAAUCUGGCCUUGCUUGGGAAGCAUGGAUGGAAACUUGUCACAAAUCCCGACUCCCUCUGUGCGCGUGUCCUAAAAGGAAAAUAUUUCCCGACAA